AUGACAUCAGAAACACAGAGAGAAGAGAGCAUACCGCUCCCGAUGUCCACAAACGAGUUUGAAGCGACACAGACUGUCGAUAGCGCAAAAAGAAAGGCGGAACAGACGAACGGAACCCACACGCGCACAAAGCGGAAUCGCUAUAUUUCCAUUGCCUGCAAUGAGUGCAAGCGACGCAAAAUCAAAUGCAACGGCCAGGUGCCGUGUCAACGCUGUGGCCACCUCAAUCUAGAAUGCCGAUAUGCGCCCAAUUGCUGCAAUAAUAAUUUUAAGGAGUCAGAUGAUUUCCGUUUGAUGAAGCAGCAGAUUACGACGCUGCAAGAACAAGUCAAUACGCUAUUUACGAAGUUGAAUGACUUCCGCGAUCCGAAUGCUUCGCUUGACUCGUCUUCGGCCUUCGACGGCUAUUCCCGAGAUGGCUCCCAGCAGAUCUUCGCACCGCUUCAUCCAGGGCCGUCAAAGCCACCUUCCAAACAUUCGCGCUUCCAUGGGCCUACAAGCACCGUUUUCAAUUUCAAUGUGGCCAAGUCAAGCCUCCAGACCAUGGGGAUUGCGCCUCCGGAUGAUGUGAUUCCGGACGACCUUACCACUGCACAUGCGACGCCUUCUGGAUCUCCACCUCCGCCUAUAUCCUUACCUAUCUCCACUGUCCAUCCCUCUAAAGACCCUAUCUGGUCUAUAAAACGAGAGGAGGCUUUACGACUCUGUAGGGUCUAUGAGGAGGAAAUUGGGAUCAUGUAUCCGCUCAUCAACAUCGAGCAAGUGAACAGCCGAGCCAAUCUACUCUACACCUUUAUGGAGGCUGCAGCUCGUACUGGCUUCGCCCAGCGAGGGAUGCCCGGCUCGGAUGGCUUACAUGACGAUGACACAAACAUUCUAAAAAUAAUCCUUGCCACCACCCUCGUUGUUGAAGGGAAUGGACGAAGCGAUAUUGGGCAGCGACUGUACAUGAGCAUGAAACCGAUCAUUGAGUCCAAGAUAUGGCAGCCAAGUGAUCUCAAGACCAUUCAACUUUUUGCCAUAGUUGCAAUGUAUCAUUUCCAUACAGACGACGAUAUCAUGGCUUACCGCUUGAUCGGAGUAGCUGCUCGUAUGUGUCUCGAGCUUGGGUUACAUCGGCGUGAUGCAUUGAUCAAAUCUUUCCCGGACGAGGGACAAUGGCCGAGCGUCAGCAACGUCUUUUGGUCAGUAUACACCUUGGAUAGACGUUGGAGUUUCGGAACGGGGCUGCCAUUUGUGAUCCAAGAUGAGGAUAUUGAUCCCAACCUACCCGAGCCAGAUUCCUCUUUACCAUACCUCAACUGCAUGAUUGCUUAUAAUCGCAUCAGCGCGAAGAUCUGGUACUCUGGACUUGGUUCAGAGGGUGCCACGGAUAGCAAGAGAGAUGAGAUUGGGUAUCUUGACUACCAGAUCCUCCAGUGGUAUAAACAAGUUCCAGACACCCUGAGAUUCUAUCCGCAAGAUUCACCCAGACAACGCGAACCCGCCAACCGAGGUCUGCAGCGGUUACGCGUCGUUCUCUAUCUCCGCAUGAAUCAGCUGAGGAUCCUAAUCUACCGUCCCGUGCUACACUCGACCGGAAGCAUCGUGGAAAGCCGAGGGCAGGCACUGACUGUGGUCGAGAUUGCCAAGGAUACCAUUCGAGUACUGACACACUUGAACCAGUCGACCGAUAUAUACCGAAGUCAGCAAGUCACUUUUAACUACUUUCUUUUGGCUGCACUUGCUGUACUCUUCCUUGCUGUGUCCCAUGCCCCCGGAGAAUUCAACCGCCAGGUGCGGGAAGAGUUCUAUAUGGCUCUUGAUCUAGUCAGCGGGUUCAGUGCAAAGUCGUACGUUGCAAAGCGGCUUUGGAAGACCAUCAAGGGGCUUCGAAAGAUUGGCGAGAAACUUGGAGUUCUGAAUCGCCCCUUUGCGUCUCACUCCGACGACCCCCAUUCGACAGCAGCGGUCGCCAUGGCAGGCCUCGCAGGCCACCCGAUAGAAGAUAUAUCAGUUUAUGGGCCGGUCGGCGCCAUGAACGAACUAGGGAACAGCCCAUUAAACGGGCUACAGAUGAGCCAGGAGCUAACGAAUCUGUUCGAAGCGGUAGGCGGACUGAACUCCUUCAUGGCCUCCGGUACAGCUCCAGAUGGCCUCCAUGGGUUCGUCGGCGUCGAUGGAGAGAUCCAGAACACCAGCGAAGGAUUGCCUGGUGUUCUAGGUAAUGAAGGAGGGUUUUCUAGGGUCAUCAGAGACCUUUUUUGA
This is a messenger RNA of Penicilliopsis zonata CBS 506.65, 2247 nucleotides long. RefSeq lists its product as hypothetical. Gene Ontology annotation, molecular function: DNA-binding transcription factor activity, RNA polymerase II-specific; zinc ion binding; RNA polymerase II cis-regulatory region sequence-specific DNA binding. Lineage: Eukaryota; Fungi; Ascomycota; Eurotiomycetes; Eurotiales; Aspergillaceae. The transcript has 6 exons. Gene Ontology annotation, biological process: positive regulation of transcription from RNA polymerase II promoter by galactose; DNA-templated transcription. Bases 1 to 2247 code for a protein of 748 amino acids. The record is from RefSeq and is a predicted model, not a curated record. Gene Ontology annotation, cellular component: nucleus.